Bursaphelenchus okinawaensis is the source of this 510-nucleotide messenger RNA. The record is from the annotation of a GenBank genome assembly. Lineage: Eukaryota; Metazoa; Nematoda; Chromadorea; Rhabditida; Aphelenchoididae.
AUGAAGCUUCUUACACACAACUUUUUGUCUUCUCAGUUUAUCAAGGGUGUCAAGGAAGGAUAUCCAUUGAAGUUGACAGUCAAUGUCACUGAGGUAAGAGCUUCUUUAAAUUUCUUUUUUUAGGUACUAAUACUUUUAUUAAACUUCUGAUUGAUCUUUUAUUGAUAGUUAUGACUUAAUUUUUUAGAAGAAAGACUUUGAAUUCGAUCCAGUGAUGAUGGUCAAGUUGUUACCUAAAAUGCAGUAUUCCGUACUGCUACAAACUGCCAAUAGUAUUGGUAUUGAUAUCAGCGAAUUACCAGCAGAAUUGCCCGAGAAUUGGAAAGAAGAUCACGAUUUCUUGAAGAAGGUAGGUGAAAACAUUCAUUUAUAUUGUUCAUUGUUUAGGCCGCUGAAUUGGCAUUGGGUUAUGAGAUUAUUGAUGGAGAAAUGGAGUGUCCAGAAAGUGGGAGGACGUUUAAAAUUAAAGAAGGUAUUCCAAACAUGCUCAUUGAUAAGGAUGAAGAUUAA